GACAGCACAGGAACACAUGGGUACUAGGACCGUGGACGCUAAUACAGAUGUUUUAAUGCAUAUUUGAGGCACAUUUAUUUUGCGUUUGAGGCUUUUUACACCAUUGAUAAUGUGUCUCCAAUAAAAGCUAUUCAUCAUAAAAGUAUGGAGACAGCUGCCCUUGUGGCUCCAGUCACAGCUCUGGAGUUCCUUCUGGAUGCUUUUCUACUGACGGGUGAAGGUCCAGUCUUGACGGUGUUCAGUCUCUAUCCUCACCCUAAAGCCUGUGCCUCACUGAGUGUGCUCCAACACUACAGAAUCCAUGGGAUACGGCCUACAAGUGUAGAGGCUGUCCCAGCACAGAGAUCUGCUACAGGAGCACAUGGGAGGAAGAGAGACGAACUGAGCUCCACGUCGGAGCCCAAGUUCUACGAUCUAGCGGUGUUUGGAGGCAAGGCUGUGAGGCUGGUGAGGCUCCAUGUGGAUCUCCGGGCUGGGGAGCAUCUACGCUUGGAGAUUCUGGGCCCCCUCAUGGAGCUACAGGACUGGGCCCUGGAUGUCCGUUGGCUCUCUGGAGACAACCGCUCACUGCUCUGUGUGGCUGUAAGUCACAAUAGUGCUCUUCUCCUGGACAUCGUUACAGGAAAUGUCCUGUUUCAGCGCUCCUGUCUGGAGGGAUGUCUGCUGUACUCUGCCCUCCUUCUGGUACACGAAUCCUGGGCGGAUACCAUCUUAGUAGGAGGGACUGUUUUCAACCAACUGGUUCUCUGGAAGCCCGGGGGAGGUGGAGACAAAAGUGUUGAUUCCGAGCACAAAGCUCCAGUUGAGAGACGUCUGCUGGGCCACAGCGGGGUCAUCUUCAGCAUCUCCUACCUCCAGGAGAAAGGAUGGCUGGCUUCAGCCUCCGAUGACCGCAGUGUAAGGGUCUGGGGUGUUGGUGCUUUAGGGGGCCCUGAGGGGAAAUGUGGAGACUUGAACCCGGCUUGUUUAAGGGUCCUAUACGGACACCAGGCGAGGGUUUUCUCGGUGCGUCUCUCCGGGGGGAAUGUGUUCAGCGCUGGUGAAGACGGCGCCUGUUUAGUCUGGGACUGGGCUGGAGGUGGCAAGGUGAUACGGACGUUAAAAGGACACCGAGCAGGGGGGGUUCGUGCACUCGCAGUCAGUGAGGGAGCAGGAGAUGAAGAGAGAUGGGUGGCUACAGGGGGGGCAGAUGGAGGGGUGAGGUUGUGGAGGGUGAAAGGGAGUGAGGAAGGGGAGGAGAAAAAAAUGGAGGACGCAGUGACUGAGAAGCUAACUGACCUGAAGUUUCCCGGCCACGGCUUGCCGAAAGCUGUUUGUAUGGUGGGGGAAGAGGAUAAAUAUGCAAGUUGGAGUCAGAGUAAGUUUGUUGUCUGCACUGACCAGGGAACAGUUUACCAGUACAGCGCCGGGCAGUGGGAGAUGGUGUGGCAAGGGGCUCCUGAGUUUCAAUCCUAUUGUGUGAUGGAAACAAUAACUGUCUGUGUGAAGGACUCAACAGCAAAAGUAAAUUUGUGUGCUGUGGGAAACCUCAGCGGAUCCAUACAGGUCUUCCUCAUCUCUCAUCCUCAGCAUGGGUUUCUUCUCACAGGUGGAAGAUCCACAGGGAAGAUCCACAGUCUCAUUUGGCAAGAGGCAAACAACCGCAUUUAUUUGCUAGCAUCAGGCUCUGGAGGACUGGUCCAUCGCUGGUUUAUAGAGGUAGAAUCGGAUGAAAACUCCUCCUUGGCUCUCAGUGUAAAUCCCCUUCCUUCUUUCCUUCUUCCCCCCUGCGCCAAACGCUGGCUGACAGCCGCAGUGCGCCUCCAUUCCACGACUCAGGGGUUGCUGUGGGCGUGUGGGGACAGGAGAGGCUCCCUGCUUCUGUUUCAGGAGGGAGGAACGCAGGAGCAAAAGAUGGGAGAUGACAAAAGAAUGGAUGAAGGCUGGCUGACGGGCAGGAAACAAACGGGUGGUGAAGGGGGUGAGGAGAGAGAAAGAAAAGAAGUGGGUGACCUAGUGCUGCACCCGUUGAGCUGCCUGUUCGGGGUGCACGGAAAACAGGGUGUAACCUCAGUGUGUGAAUACCAGGGACUGCUCUACAGCACUGGCAGGGACGGCUGCGUGAGGGUCUUCAGAGUGCAUCUAGUGGCGCCAGAAAAGCUUGAAGGAAAGGCUGCAGAGAACAAAGGGGGGCUUCAGCUGGAGGUUCUCCGAGUCCAGCGGGCCUGCAAGGGUAUGGAGUGGCUGGAGAGGGUUUUGAUUCUUGAAUCUGACAAUCCAGCAGAGGAGGAGGAGGAAGGCGACGAAGAGCUCGGAGAGGAAUGUGAGAACCACUCCACGACAAAGAAACAGAAUGUGACAGGAAAGCUGGAGGUUACAGAGGGGAGAGAAGAGAAGGGGAGCUUGAGAGGAGGAGAAGAAAAGACAGAGAACAAGGGAAGAGAAGCCAGGUUCGCCAUUAUCGGCUUCCAUGCUGUCCACUUUGUGGUUUGGGACCCGGUGAGGCAGGAGAGGCUGUUAGCGGUGCCCUGCGGUGGGGGGCAUCGCUCUUGGCGUCUCUGGCCGUCCCACGGAGGAGUUUGGCCCGGAUAUGGAGCUCUGGUCUUCAUCAAGCAGGGGGCCGUCAUGGCUUCGCAACCCCCUGGAGAGGCCUCGAGCUGGGCCGGGAUGGUAGGAAGGACUGGAGGAUGGGGCCUGAGAGAGGGCGUCCACGGGAGGGGGAUCGGGUGUGUGUGCAGGCUGGGGACGAUAAGGGGGAUUGGGAAUAAGAUGCAAACAAACAGUACUGGAGAUUGGACGAAAACUGAGGGAGGAGAUGACGUAAAGGAGGUGGAGAGAGAGGAAGAGCUUUGGGAGAUAGUGGCGACGGGAGGAGAGGACACUAGCUUAACCGUCCUAGCGGUACGUCCCGACUCUGGCCGCAUCAAAGUUCUCUCAGUCAUUACCGACCACAUCUCCAGCGUUCGGACGGUGACGGCAGUGACGCGUCCAGAGGCAGGGAGGGAGAAGCAGACUCUCUCCGCCCUGCUCGUGUCGGCCGGCGGGCGAGCUCAGAUGCAGUGUUACCGGCUGCUGGUCGGCUGGGACAGGCAGAGACUGGUUCCCUCCUGCCAGGUGAUCCAGGUGGCCAGUCACCGAUUGGACGAACAGUGGGAGAGGAGGCGGAACCGGCACAAGAUGGUGAAAAUGGACCCAGAAACAAGGUACAUGUCUGUCGUGGUGCUGGAUGAGAAGACAGACUGUUGUCUUCUGGCUUUGGCCGGCAGCGAUGGAGCUCUCAGGUUGUUCUCAGUCAGUGAAGUCAAACAUCAAAUUGAUUUGUUGUGGGAGACGUUUUACCACCAGCGCUGUGUUCUCAGUGUCGCCGCCUGCAGUCUGGAGGACAGGAAAGGCAACAGGUAUAAGCUGCUGUUCAGUGCUGCAACAGAUGGCAAAAUUGCAGUGUGGGAUUUAACUGAUGCUUCGAGCCAUAGUCCAACUCCACCAAUCCCCUGCCUCGAUAUUCACGCCCACCAGAGCGGCGUCAACUCAUUGGCUGUUUGGGCAGAGGAACUUGGCCAUCAAGAGGGCGGUUGCCUGGUUACUGUUGCUAGCGGAGGGGAUGAUGGGCAGCUGACAGUGUCCGUGAUUAAAGUGCAGUACCCGGAGGACGGAAAGGUUGGGGGCAGCAGAGGGAUUUCUCAGAUUUCUGAGCCCCGGCUUUCUCCACAAACACAGUUCCAAUCUCCAAACCAGCUUCAUCUUCACCUCUACUCCCAGUCCCACAUCCCGUUGGCUCACGCUGCCCCUCUGACCGCCCUGAAGCUCCUGAGCCCGGACCUUGUGGUGUCCACCUCUUCAGAUCAGAGGGUUUGCCUGUGGAGGGUCAGCAGUACCAACAUCCGCCACAUUGGGGCGCUGUGCUGCCAUGUUGCCGAUGCUGCAGGACUCGCUGUGUGGGAGGGGAAGAUGACUGAGGAGGAGGAGGGAGAUAAAAAUAAGAAAACAAGGUUUGAGUCUGAGCAGGAGAUUGCAAUUUGGAGAGGGAGUCAGACAGGAUUAAAAGCGACGUGUCAGACAGCGGCACAGUUCAAUAAGGACAAGAAAACACAUGACGAGGCCGAAGACGGAGAACCUGUUGCAGCCGUGGGCGAGACAGGUGACCCAGUUUGUCAAACCAGUAAUGAGGAGGGAGGUGAGACAGCUGGUGAAUGUAGACAUCAAACAGAGGCUGACAGCGUGGCUGAGACAGAGGGUGAGGUAAACACUGGGACGGGUGUCAAGGCGUCCCGUGAGACCAAGGAAGAGAGAGAAAAGACGGGAUGGGUGCUGGUCUGCGGUCAGGGCUUCCAGCUACUACGAGUCCGCAAUACAGAGACGGAUGCAGAGAUGUGGACCACAGGGAGAGAAAAGGAGCGACUCACAGAGUUAAAGUGACUUCAUGAGAAAAGUCAACAUAAGUGGAAUCAUAAGAAAGAUGGGGUCCAAACAAUGACUUUCUCAAAGGACAUAUUUUAAUCAAUGGUUUAUAAAGUACCUGUAAAAUCCCUUGAUUGCAGGUAUAUGGAUUGAUAUCAAAUGGAUUUUAAAUAAAGACU
Anarrhichthys ocellatus (wolf-eel) is the source of this 4556-nucleotide messenger RNA. RefSeq names its product WD repeat domain 6 (gene wdr6). The transcript is spliced from 7 exons. Gene Ontology annotation, cellular component: cytoplasm. Gene Ontology annotation, molecular function: protein binding. The coding region runs from base 145 to 4395 and encodes 1416 amino acids. The record is from RefSeq and is a predicted model, not a curated record. Gene Ontology annotation, biological process: tRNA methylation. Lineage: Eukaryota; Metazoa; Chordata; Actinopteri; Perciformes; Anarhichadidae.